CCGUAUAUAUUUCUGUCUGUUCCUGUCAGUCUGUCGUUAUCUCUCCGCCUAGUCAUUGAGGAGGGAGAGUUUUGGGUCGGCUGCGCUUUCAUUUCUUUCCUGGGCAAACUUUAUUGCCGCUAGAGGUUUAGCUUCACUUUUUCGAGGGGGGGAAACGGGGAUUAAAAAAAAAACAGAAAAAGGGGGUAAAAAUAAAAAAGCAGAAUAAGAAGCAAAUAAUAACAAUAACACAACCUUUAAUGGUUAAUAAUAUACGUUAAUACAUGCCUACAUGUAUACAAAGAUAUAACGCAUACUAACAGACGUAUAUAUUAUACAUAACAUAUAUAAUAUGCGGCAUACAAACAUAUGUACAAACGUAGUGUUGGUUUCUUUCUUCACUAAGCCGUGAAGUCAAGACUGGGACAAUUUCCACCGGUGCAGAAAGUCCCAGCUUUUCAAACAGAUCAACACUACACACACGUACAUACCUCUGUUACACACCUACCCGAACGAACACGGAGCACUCUUAAAAAGAAAUAAUACGUCCUUAAUAAGAACAAACAACAAAGCGAAAACAAAACGAAAAAAAUGUAUUCGUUGUUGUUGGUCAUUUGUUUGCUGGAUAUCACAGCUGGAAUCUGUCCAAGCAACCAGAGCAAUUUAAAUGGUUCUUCCUGUUGUCAACUCUGUGAACCCGGUUCAGGUGUCGUCGGUAAUUGUACUCGCAACCAGGACACAGUCUGUGCACCGUGUCAAGCUGAGAAGACAUUUUCAUCACAGGCUAGUUCAACAGAAGAAUGCAAGCUCUGUUCAACGUGUCCCGAGCACACUUACAUUAAAAAAGUUUGCAACGUCACCCAUGAUACACAGUGUGAAUGUUCGACCGGUUUUUUUUACUCAACAGAACUGCAAGCUUGUAUGUUAUGUACUCUAUGUCCGGUAGGCUGGGGUGCCGUGCGACCCUGCAGCCCAACGGAAAAUAGUUGGUGCCAACGAUGUCCCAAUAAUACAUAUUCCCACUUGAUCAGUGGAACUAUCGGUUGUGUGAAAUGUCGCACAUGUGCCAGGGACCAAAUCAUGAUACAGCCUUGUACUGACACUCAAGAUACGGUCUGUAUAGCUGGCAAAGGUUAUGCAAGCCGUUAUGAAGAAACGCGCAUUGAUGUAAUUCCAAUUUAUUGUGCCCUGCUUGGUGCAGUUGUAUGUGGCCUAUGUGGCUUUGCAAUUUAUAAACACUGCCAACGUCAGCGUAACAAAAGGCUUGGUGCUAGAGACAAUGCUAUGCAUGAAGAUGUGGAAUAUUCUAAAGCUUCUGGAAGAGAUAGUGGUAUUGUCUAUGAUGACUCAGGCAUUAAAACAUGCUACAACCAGAAGCAGAUGGCACCUUUAAAAGUCCAGAACAAUAAGGAGUCUUUAAUACCUGGCUUGCUGUCAGAAAUUUCAUUGUCACCUGUGAAUCCUCAAACUGUGAAUAAUGGAGAAUGCCGUCACCAUCCAAGCAAUGGACAUCAACCAAAUUGGAAUAACCAAUGCCAGAAAUAUCACAUGCAGAUGUCUUAAUCAUUACUGAUUACAGUCAUAUGAAAUAUAUAUAAUACCUACAUAGAUUAUUAUUGUUAUUAUUAUAAUUAUUAUUCCAGUCAAGAGAAAAGUACAGACAUAUAUGUAUUCAUAUAUAGAUUCAUAUAUGUUUAAUAUGUGUGUAUGCAUGUGCUUAUGACUGUGUAAGAGAGAGAGAGUGUGUGUGUGUGUGUGUGUGCACGCACGUACAUGUAUGUGUUUGUGUGUGUGUGUAUAUAUAUAUAUAUAUAUAUAUAUAUUCACACACAAACACACACUUAUAGAUAUAUACAUACGUUAUAUAUAUAAGAAUGGCUGUGCUUCACAACCAAGUAGUUGUGGGUUCAAUCCAACUGCAUGGUUUACUACAGCCUCGAGUUGACUAACGCUUUAAGAGGCGAAUUUAGUUGAAGGCUGCUAUAUACGUACAUAUGAUAUAUAUAUAUAUAUAUAUAUAUAUGUUUACGUAUAUAGGUAUGUGUAUAUGUGUGUGUAUGUAUGUAUGCAUGCAUGGGUGUGUAUGUGCAUAUUAUACAGCGGUCUAAAACCCGGUGUUGUCUGAGUUAUAUCCCUUUAUUACCAGUAACUUAGCAAUCAACAAGAAACAAAAUUUGACAUAAAGAGCAGAAAGAAAAACAAGUACUGGGCUUUUUAUGAUUCACAAAAACCUUUGAAGAUGGUGUCCUAGUAUGGAGUCCAGAGACUGAAAUCAAUAAGUAUCUGGACUGUUGCUAUAGUAACAAAGCUAAAGCAUGGAGAGUGAAGCGGCUUGGCACAGAUUGACCUUGAACUCUGUUGUGCAUGUGCACUAAGUUUUAAUGUUCUAGCUUACUUCUGCUGUUUACAGCAGUGCUUGUAAGGAACGUGUAUAGCAUGUGAUCAUUACGUUGACUGUAACAGAAACAGUUGAGCAGAGAAUCUGUAUCAAAUUUUGCCAAAAGCUUGGUGAUACCUGCUCAGAAGCCUACAUGAAGUUUUCAAAAAGUUUUCAUUGUUCUUGACACAAUCAAGGAGAUCUUGUGCAUGCAUAUCUGUGAUGUUUUUCUCAGUUCUGCUGGUUGCUGGUCUCCCAGAAUGUUCGACAAUAUUGAAAUUUUUUCGGCUGUCUUGGAAGUAUCUGAACCAGUUGUGUGCAGCUCAUACACUCCUCUCCAUACACUAUCUGAAACUUUGUGCAGGCCUCUGAGGAGGUAUUGCCAUGACAACUUUAUCAUGGUCAAUGUGAUGAUCACAUGUUACACACCUUCCUUCCAAGCACUGCUGAAAACAGCAUAAGGGAGCAGACACAUUGAAACUUAGAGCGCAUGCCAGGCAGCUUCACUCAGCAUGUUUUAACUUCAUUACUAUGGCAACAGUCCGGAUACUUAUUGAUCAGAUCUCAUAUAUAUAUAUAUAUAUAUAUAUAAAGUGCUCCAAACAAAAAAUGAAGCAGAAUUACAACAAAAAUAUUUAGCACAUAGGGUUUCUUAGAUUCGUAGCUGAUGAACUCUGACAGAAAGAAGUGUCAGCCAGAUUUCAAGCAAAAAUAUGCAAGGAUAGGAAAGAUUGAAACACUGAGGAGCAGAAUUGAAUCCCUAUAUCUAUAUCUAUAUGUCUAUACCUAUACCUAUAUAUCCAUACACACACACAUACACACUACACACCUACAUACACACACGGCAAGGUGUGAGUGUUUCUAAGGAGCCUUAAAAUCACUGUCAUUCUGUCUGAAAACUCAAUAGAGAUGUAGAGUCUAACUAUUUCAUUCAAAUGAAAUGUAUGGUAACACUGUCAUUUCCAAGUCUUAAUGAGGAAAAUUAGUUGGUGCCAGUAAAAAUGAAGAGUCAU
This is a messenger RNA of Octopus bimaculoides (California two-spot octopus), 3369 nucleotides long. Its product is annotated as tumor necrosis factor receptor superfamily member 16. Gene Ontology annotation, biological process: Rho protein signal transduction. The record is from RefSeq and is a predicted model, not a curated record. Gene Ontology annotation, molecular function: coreceptor activity; death receptor activity; nerve growth factor binding. Lineage: Eukaryota; Metazoa; Mollusca; Cephalopoda; Octopoda; Octopodidae. Gene Ontology annotation, cellular component: cell surface; plasma membrane.